This is a messenger RNA of Grammomys surdaster, 537 nucleotides long. RefSeq names its product probable ubiquitin carboxyl-terminal hydrolase MINDY-4. The annotation marks the transcript as partial. NCBI's taxonomy places the organism in Eukaryota, Metazoa, Chordata, Mammalia, Rodentia, Muridae. The transcript has 3 exons. The record is from RefSeq and is a predicted model, not a curated record.
AUGGUGUUAGCUUCACCUCAGGACUGUCUGUUCACUGCGAGCUGUGUGAUGCAAGCAAAAGAGAAGCCUCUAAAAACCAACCUGGAACUCAUCACCAGAUACUUCCUUGAUCAUUUUGGAAAUACAGACAACAGUGAAAGCCAAGAUGCCCCAAUCCCUGCAAUCCCUGUUCCAAAGAAAAACAACAAAUUGCCUUUGAGAUACCCAGAGACCACACUGGUGAAUAUAUACGACCUUUCAGAUGAAGACACAGGAAGACGAGCAUCCUGGUCAGAAGCAGGCAAAGCCAGGCAUGAUAAUCUGGAUGUGGACAUACUUGGUAAUUUCAUACCUUCCAAAAAUACCUCAUACAAAAGUAAGCCUGCGCACAUGGUCCUGGGCGACAGCCUCCCUUUGGUUCCUGCGUGGGAGAAGGUGGAACAGCUUCAUUCAUCGGAGCCUGGCGUAGAUGUGAAGAGGACAGUGGAGAGAACCAGGCAGAAGUCUGGCCUGAUUGUCCGAGGCAUGAUGGCUGGGCCCGUCGCCAGCUCCCCACAG